GCAGUCGGGGCGCAGGAGGAGCUCGGGCCGGGGCUGGUGGCAGGCAUCUCAAUCCCAUAUUAAAAGUCAACAGGGGAAACUCGGGCCAACACCCCUCCUUUCUGGGGCCCCUCCCGGCUUCCCCGCCCCAGGUCCGCUGGGGAGGCUGCUGAGUGCGGAGACCGCGGCCGAAGCCGAGGCAAACUGUGGGUGACCGCGCCUGCGGGGGACUUUGCCAUCUGUCCACCAGGACCUGGGGAGGAAGAACCAGCAGCUCCCCACCCCCUCCACCACCAUUUUGGAUACUCCGCAGGGACGCGUUUUGGGGUUCCCACUGACUUCCAGGAAGGACGCGUGCCCUUCUCUGACCCCAGCUCGGGCGGCCACCUGUGUUUGCUGCGGUGACCCUUUGCCCAUGACCCUGCGGUGCCUUGAGCCCUCCGGGAAUGGCGCGGAAGGGACGCGGAGCCAGUGGGGGACUGCGGGGUCCGCGGAGGAGCCGUCCCCGGAGGCGGCGCGUCUGGCGAAGGCCUUGCGGGAGCUCAGUCAAACAGGUUGGUACUGGGGAAGUAUGACUGUUAAUGAAGCCAAAGAGAAAUUAAAAGAGGCACCAGAAGGAACUUUCUUGAUUAGAGAUAGUUCUCAUUCAGACUACCUACUAACAAUAUCUGUUAAAACAUCAGCUGGACCAACUAAUCUGCGAAUCGAAUAUCAAGAUGGGAAAUUCAGAUUGGACUCUAUCAUAUGUGUCAAGUCCAAGCUUAAACAAUUUGACAGUGUGGUUCAUCUGAUCGACUACUAUGUUCAGAUGUGCAAGGAUAAGCGGACGGGCCCAGAAGCCCCCCGGAAUGGCACUGUUCACCUUUAUCUGACCAAACCGCUCUACACAUCAGCACCACCUCUGCAGCAUCUCUGCAGACUCACCAUUAACAAAUGCACCGGUACCAUCUGGGGACUGCCUUUGCCAACAAGACUAAAAGAUUACUUGGAAGAAUAUAAAUUCCAGGUAUAAGUGUUUCUCUUUUUCUAAACAUGCCUCAUAUAGAGUAUCUCCGAAUGCAGCUAUGUAAAAGAGAACCCAAACUUGAGUGACUGCUCUGGAUAACUACAUGGAAUUCUAAGAACAGCUGAAACAAUCUAACUUACAUGUGUGACGAGGUAGCUAGGUCAAGUUCCCUCAGAUAGUUUUACCUGAGUAAUGCUUCCCUUCCUGAGGCUAAGACCAGUUGAUCCUUUUCAGUCAAAAAUUAAAUGUCCCAAGUAAAGGCUGAAGUAACAUUUUUAUCAGAAUGCCUUGCCUUUCUGAGGUUCCUUUCUUUUUGGUUGAAGGUCCAACCACCAGUAGUAGAGGAGCUCGGUGGAGAAGUACUGAGGAAGGAGAAGGAAACUGAGACAGGCUUAACUUCCAUUCUAUAUGCCUGGUGAUCUGAGUCUGUUUUGGACAUGUUAUAUUUUGCAUUCUGAUGUAACUAGGGGUUUUAUUGAUCAGAUAUGCUUGUGAGUAUUUAUCCUUCAUUUUAUGCAAUUAACGGAGUCAACCAAAAAAAGUAACCAUGAAAUCCUGUAUUUGUCUUUUUACUACAUGUAUGAACUCUCCCAUGUGAAUGAGUACUGUAGUAAUCCUUUUUAAGGGAGCCUUACUUCAGAAAUAUUUCAAACUGGUGCAAAUGGAAAAGACUUUGUUUUUUCCUUUAAGGCUAAAGACAAGAAUGCCAUGCUAUACAGGUGCAACUCAAUCCCGGUUAAUAAAACCAUGUAGAUAGAGACAUUUUACCCUUUGAAGUAGCUGUGUCCCAACCUAUUGCCAUGGAUUUUUUAGGAAAUGGCUUUAGAAAUUUCCAAGUUGUCCUUGAAUUGUCUAACUAUGGACAUCAGCAGUUGUCUCCCUUCUACCAUGUAGAAAACUUUGACUUAAUUUUCUUCCAGAUAUAAGGGGAUACCUGCCUGUUUUUCAAAGUGUUUAUUUACUGCUGUUACUAUUUGAUUAGAAUGUACUAAAUAAAAGAAACCUGACUU
Molecule: messenger RNA, 1995 nt
Organism: Molossus molossus (Pallas's mastiff bat)
Lineage: Eukaryota; Metazoa; Chordata; Mammalia; Chiroptera; Molossidae
Gene: SOCS2
Product: suppressor of cytokine signaling 2
Exons: 4
Coding region: 395-991 (198 amino acids)
Biological process (GO): phosphatidylinositol phosphate biosynthetic process; intracellular signal transduction
Cellular component (GO): phosphatidylinositol 3-kinase complex
Molecular function (GO): 1-phosphatidylinositol-3-kinase regulator activity
Source: RefSeq, a predicted model, not a curated record